Xiphophorus hellerii (green swordtail) is the source of this 3575-nucleotide messenger RNA. RefSeq names its product centrosomal protein 57 (gene cep57). The coding region runs from base 246 to 1715 and encodes 489 amino acids. Lineage: Eukaryota; Metazoa; Chordata; Actinopteri; Cyprinodontiformes; Poeciliidae. Gene Ontology annotation, molecular function: microtubule binding; gamma-tubulin binding; identical protein binding. The transcript has 11 exons. The record is from RefSeq and is a predicted model, not a curated record. Gene Ontology annotation, cellular component: centrosome.
UCUACGUCUAUGUUAGCCCUGCUGAGCGUCGUGUAUAACGGGCCAACCCGGACUUGGUAUCAUUCGAACACCAAGGAGAGCCUACUGUUGUUUUUCCCCCACAAUAUAUUUGCACAGAGAGGCUGUACAAAAAGCGGAGCUUGGCUAGCUUGUCAUAAUUAAAAAGGGCGUUGCUUGACCAAGUUUGAAAUCAAAUCUUAUGGUUUACACCCUUAGCUUAGGCGGACAGCAUCGGCUGGGCAUCAAUGGAGAUACUUUCAAAAACACCCACAGCAGAAUCCUAUCGGCAUAAGGCACCGCGUUCUUCUCCAGCACCUAGCAGGAUGGUGUCUGACACCUUUUCCCUGUCGUCUUAUAAAACCUAUCCUGCUCAUCGAUAUUCCAUCAACGCUCCUGCACGUCACACGCCCCAAACAUUCACUCAGGAUUCAUAUCGUCCAGCAUCACCCAGCAAAGCUCUUCCAGAGAGCAGCAGUGCAGCGAUCUUAUCUGCCUUGAGGAACCUCCAAGAGAAGAUUAGGAGGCUGGAGUUUGAGAAAGAGCAGGCAGAGUUGAGCCUUUGCACUUUAUUGAAGGACGGACGUCUGCAAAGUGACAGCCCUGCGCAGAGACUCCUCACUGAUGAGGACAUAGAAAGAAAAGCAAGUGAGCAGUCGAACUGUAACCAAGUGCUGAUCACCCACCUUGCUGCUGCAGAGAAUCGUUGUGAGAAGCUUGAAGGACAGUUGGAGCAGAUGAAGAGGAUGUUGCCCAGGACAGAAAGCACCAGCUUGCCCAAUCAGGAGGUGAACUCAGAGGCUUUAACAGAGACACCUGGUACAGGUAGUCAGCAGCCUGAUGGACUGAGCGAGCAUGCUCAGUUGGAAAAGCUGGAAAAACUUGAGCAGGAAUAUCUCAGGCUGACUUGCACACAGAAAAAUGCAGAGAUGAAGAUCUGUGCAUUGGAAAGAAAGAUAAACGAAGAGGAGCACCAGAGAAGGCUCAUUCUGGAUAAAGCCAAUCAGCUACAGACAGGUAUGGAAGCCAACAGAAUGUUGCUGCAGUCCGUUUCUCCACGUUUAUCCAUCAGACAAUUCAAAGAGAAGAAAUCCAGCUCAAAGCAACCUUCUCCAAAAUACACAGAGCCUCAUUACAGACUGAGCCUAAGAGACAUACCAUUUGUCACCGGAACGUCGGUCGCCUGCAGCCACUCGGUCAGAGCCAACGUUCAGGCAGUCUUGUCCCUCCUGAAACGGCACCAGCCUCAUCUCUGCAACAAACGCGUCCUGUCUCGCGACGCAGAUCACUCUGAAACGAGCAGCCAGUCAGACGCUUCCUCCACGUCGUCGUCCACUUGCGGAGACGAGCUAUCGGAGCUGCUAGAAGCCCUGCAGGAGGAGCUGUGCCUCAUCAGUUUGGAGCACGGUGAGUUGAUUAAGCAAAUGGAAGGGAGCGCCUCUGAAGAGGAAAGGGGAGCGCUUCAGAGGGAGCAGGAGAGGCUACUGGUGAGAAUGGAGAGUAAAGAAGAACAGAUCAGUAAGCUCUGCAAGCAUAAAUUACAGAUAAAGAAGUUAAGAAAGAAGGUGAAGUCUGGGAAGAACAGUCGAACUGGAGAAAGACUUGCCACCAGAGGGCGCUCUGAAGCAUCAACUAAAGCUCAGCUAGUUGAGAGAAACAAGAAGAACCUGAUGCUUCUGAAAGAUAUGAGAGCUUUGCAAAACUCUUUACAGAUCUGAAACUCACUACAAUAUAUUCAUAACAUAAUCUGUUUAUUGUUUUUGGUGCUAUUCUUCUACCUCUGACUAUUAGUUCUUACCUGAAUCUGCCUCGUGCUGAAAACCUACUACACACAACAGGAAGAUUCACUGCUUUCAUCUUCUUUAUGACAUUAUUGGUACCUCGGCAGUCGGAUUUUCUGAGUUCUUACUUAGUAAUAGAACAAGGACAUCGACUAAAGUCAAAAGUCCAACAAGGAAAGUCCAAGAUCUUCAAGUAGCCGUCAGUUUAGUAUCUGAAGCGGCUGCCAUUCAUAUAGGAUAUCAUGAAAGGUGCCUGUUACCAAAUAAUUUAUGAUUUUUAAAUUACAUCCCUUAGUUUGGGCUAUGAUCAGGUUGUUCUUUUUAAAAUGUUUUAUUGAAACAGAAAUUGAAUAUUUCCAUUGAGCAUCUUAUUCAACUUUCCACGCUCUGACCAGCAGAGGGUGGAAAAGUGUAGCGACGCACUUCCAGAUUGAUUUUUGAUAUACAAGGUGAAGCAAACUAAGAGUGCUUUGAUUUUUUUAAAAUUUUCUUUAAACAGAGUAUAAGAUUGUAUUAUACAUAUGAUACAAUCUUGUAUGUAGGUAAGUAGUAUGUACGUACUACCUAUGUACACAUAUAUAUAUAUAAAUGUGUACAUAUAUAUGUGUACGUACACACACACACACACAUAUAUAUGUGUGUGUGUGUUUAUAUAUUUUUUAUAUAUAAAUAUAUAUAUACAGUUUCAGAUAUCAAAUAAAUACCAUUGCUCUUGUCUUCAAUUAAAUUCAUAAUUACUCAAAAUUUAUAAAGAAGAGCUGGACAUAUCGUCCUCACAUAUUAAAUAAAACUAUCAACAUCAGCUCUCAGAAGACAAGUAAUCAUUUUUAACUUUUUAUUAUACUUGGAGUACAGCUGUGGAAGACUUAUGAUAAUUUCUUCUAAGCAUGUAGUCCUUAGCAAAAGUAUUCCACUUGGAUUUUCUUCACAUUUUACAACCUGAUCAUGAUUUUAGGAUCAGUUAUUAUGCGAUAGACCAAAAAACAGUAAUUAGUAUACAGUAUACAUAAGAACCUGAAGGAAAUGAAAACCAUGUUUCCAUUUGCGCUGCUGUAAGUUUAAACCUUUUCACUUGAAUUAAUUUAUAUUUCAGAUUAAAAGGCGCUGAAUACAGAAGUGCGCCACACGUUUGAAUGUUUUUUCUGUAAGAUAUUUUGAAACCAAGACUCAUUUUUCUUUCAUUACACAAUUAUCUAUGUCAAUCUAUUUAAAUUCACCAAAAUUUGUUGUCAAAGCGCAAAAUGUGCUAAAUUUGAAGGGGAAUCAACUUUCGGUGAUCUGCUGAACUUUGGAGCAAAUGUAGCAGAUCACUGACUUUGCUCCAUUUACUCAGUCCAGUAGAACCAGCUGUAAACUGGUGUUUAACAGGUGCAACACUGAACUCUAUACAAGACACUAGUUUGCUCAUUCUGCUUUAGAGUUUGACAGUACAGCUUUACUUGUAACUCAUUCACUAGACAUCCCAAAAAAUAACUAUUUCCACUUGGGGAAAACGUUUACUUUUGUGCCAGUGUUAAUUUUGAUUGUGUUUCAUUUUGAACAAUUAACUCUGUGCAUUUAAUAAAAAUUAAAACAUGCUAGCGAAUAUUUAUCUCAUUGCUGUGUAAAAGAGUUCACAAGAGGACACAGCUAGAUUUUGUUCAUGCAAAAGUUGACUACAUAAUUACAUAAACCACGUUGCUGCUUAUCAGGCAGUAAAAGCUGAUGUUUCAUGUGUCAGUUUUAGAUUUUAAUGAGGAUGAUGUGUGGUUGUGAGAUAUUGGGUAACGUUGCUAAAUAAAACCUCCUGAAUGCGGA